Messenger RNA from Condylura cristata (star-nosed mole), 810 nucleotides. RefSeq names its product testis-specific H1 histone. Lineage: Eukaryota; Metazoa; Chordata; Mammalia; Eulipotyphla; Talpidae. The record is from RefSeq and is a predicted model, not a curated record. The coding region runs from base 1 to 810 and encodes 269 amino acids. The transcript has a single exon.
AUGGCUGAGACUGCCCAGGCCAAUGGCGAGACCAAAGGUACUGAAGGGAAGACGCAGCAGCCAGCGGAGAAAACCCCAGGGUCCGUGCAGAGGCGGGGGCCGCGCUCCGUGCUCAAGGUGUCCCAGCUGCUGCUGCGAGCCAUCACUGCUCACAAAGGGCUGACUCUGGCGGCGCUGAAGAGGGAGCUCGGGAAUGCUGGCUACGAAGUGCGCAGGAAGUGCUGCCGCCACUCGGGAGACUCUUCCAGGUCUGAAGUGAAGGGCACGCUCCUCCGGGUUAGCGGCAGUGAUGCCGCUGGCUACUUCAGGGUCUGGAAGAUUCCCAAGUCGAAGAGAAGGCUCGGACGCCUGAGGUUUGAGGAGGGCGCUCGCUCUCCGAGGAAGAUCCACGCGGGGUCUCGGAGCCAGCGGAGGAGCCCUGUACCUCGGCGCAGAGUAAAGAAGACCAAGGAAGUGUGGAGACGAAGGAGGGUGACCUCGAAAGUGAGGAGAGUAAGGGCAAGGCCCAAGGAGACUGCGCGCUCCAAAACCAAGAUGGAAGAGAGGGCCAAAGUGGACGAGGGGAGAGGAGGAACCACAAAGGAAGACAGCAGGCCUAGGUCGCGAGACCCUAAGAGACCAAGCACAAAGGCACGGGAGGAAAAGAAAACGGACCCUGAGAAACCGGUAAGACGGACCAUCCAGAAGCCAACACAGAAUAAAAAUGACCCCUCUUCUAGCAGCCAAGGGAGGACCCACGACACGAGGAUGACUCGCUCAAAGACUUACUCUAAGGCUGAGAGUCCUCAGAAUGCAACCGGAAGUCCCUAG